GGCAUGGUUGAAGAGCACUAGAGCACCCCUAACUCCAAGUCAGAAACUUACAUUGUCAAGUGAACUUGAAAGAUGAGCACAGUAUGUCCAUAUGUCCAGACUCUGCCAGCACCAGAGCUUGUGGAGUUUAUACGUCCCAACAGCAGUGAUAAGGUCCUGUAUGUCAGCAGGAUCUCUGGGAGCCUGGCUGAAGAAGAGGUCUACUUCAAACUGUGCAAGGCUUUUGAGCAAUAUGGACUUGUCAAUGAGAUCCAGGUGAUGAAGCCAUCUGUCCAGCUGCAGCCAGCAGCUGAAGGGCAGCAGGAAGAAAGGCUUACAGGGUACUUCUACGCCUUCGUGAAGUUCUACCUAGCUAGAGAUGCUGCCAAAGCAAGAGCUGGCCUGAAUGGGAAAUACUUCAUCGGUGGACAGACAAUCAUGGUCCAGCAUGCUACCAAGAUGAAGAAGAGAGAACCCUGUCCCCUUCCCUAUUCCAAGUGUUUGGACCUGGCUAACCACUUCCUCGGCAUGGAUGGCUGGACUACUCAUAUUGUGUCCAUCGGCCAAGACCCAGAAGCAUGCCAGCAUGACCCUCACUCCCUGAGAUACAUCUGUGUGGUGAGAAUAGAGAUCAGAGGUUGGGACAUGUCCUGUGACGGGGUGGGGCUGGGGGAGAAGACUUUAGAUCCAGCAAGACCACAGGAGAGAGUUUCCCUCACCCGAGCUGCAAUGAAAAUAGCCGUCCACCGUGCAGUCCAGAAUGCCUUUCAGAGGGUCAUUCUGGCCGUCCUGGGCAACGGGAAGGUUGCCGUGGAGAUCAACACCGCUGUGCCUGAUGGGAUACUGUACAGUACUGAGGAUGAAGCAAACAUGGUUCCAGUCACAGUUCUGGAUGGAGAGCCAGAUGAAGAGGAUGAUAUGGAAGCCCUGCUCGCUCAGAUGGAAUGUUAUUGAAGGACUGACUCAUGAGGCAAACUCACAAUGUUACUACAGGAUACGGUUUUGUUUCCAUAAAUAUUCAUAACCAUAGAGAACUCACAUGUACGUGAAGAAAAGCUGAGAUGGCUGGGACCAUGACAACUUUAUCAGAAGUAUACCUCAAUAUUGCUUACUUGAGGUUCAGAUUUUGUUGCUGUUAAUGUUUCCAAGUUACGAAGUCCCUAAAUCAAAUGGACAUGAAAGAAAGCUCCAUUCUCCUGACUAGUUGCCUAAAACUGUCUGAACAGAGACAUUGUCAGUUUAAAU
This is a messenger RNA of Branchiostoma floridae (Florida lancelet), 1224 nucleotides long. RefSeq names its product RAD52 motif-containing protein 1-like. The coding region runs from base 73 to 933 and encodes 286 amino acids. Gene Ontology annotation, molecular function: RNA binding. Gene Ontology annotation, cellular component: nucleolus. Lineage: Eukaryota; Metazoa; Chordata; Leptocardii; Amphioxiformes; Branchiostomatidae. The transcript has 5 exons. The record is from RefSeq and is a predicted model, not a curated record.